Engraulis encrasicolus (European anchovy) is the source of this 3759-nucleotide messenger RNA. It is a transcript of the gene hif1al2, whose product is annotated as hypoxia inducible factor 1 subunit alpha, like 2. NCBI's taxonomy places the organism in Eukaryota, Metazoa, Chordata, Actinopteri, Clupeiformes, Engraulidae. Bases 1358 to 3544 code for a protein of 728 amino acids. The record is from RefSeq and is a predicted model, not a curated record. Gene Ontology annotation, biological process: cellular response to hypoxia; regulation of transcription by RNA polymerase II. The transcript is spliced from 14 exons. Gene Ontology annotation, molecular function: RNA polymerase II transcription regulatory region sequence-specific DNA binding; protein dimerization activity; DNA-binding transcription factor activity, RNA polymerase II-specific.
CAACUGACUUGACAGGAGAUGAUUUCUUUUGUUCAAGGGCAUAAUAUUUUCACAUAUUAUCAAGGCAAUUGAAUGGCCAUCAUCUUUCUUCUGAUUCCACACUGAAUGGGUUGAAUCCUCUUCCCAUAGAGAAUGCAAAUACAGCAUCAGAGACCUUGACUUAAGCUGAGAAGAGUUUGAGUGUAAUUGUGAUGAAUAUGGAGAGCGAGCAGGUCAUGUUGAUGUUUUGUGUAUUUUCUAUUGAAUGUCCAUUUUCUGUCUCCUCAUUCCAUACUGAAUGGUCUCAUUUCUGACAGAGUUUGACUUUUGAGUUUGAGUGUAUUUGAGCUUGAGUGGUGAUGUUUCAAGUAUUUAUUUUCCAUUAAAUGUCCAUCUUGUGCCUUCCUGUUCCAUAGGCCUACUGAAUGGCCACAUUUUUUGAGAGUUUGAGUUUGAGUUUGAGUGACAAUUGCUACUUUUACAUGAGACAUUUAAUUCAGAAUGAACUCACUUUCAUUCUGAAUAAAGCUUAAUUCCACUAUGAAAACAUCAUGUAAACACCUCAGAAUUAAAUGACUAAUUUGGAACUUCAAAGUUCAAGUUGGUUUUUAUUGUCAAUUUCUUUACAUGCACUGGUCAUACAAAGAAUUUGAAAUUACAUUUUCGGAAUUUGGAAUUAAAUGAAAGAUCAUAGUAAACUUGACUGAGCUAUUUAAUUCUGAAUGAUUAAUUCUGAAUUAAAAACAUCAUGUAAACAUGGUGAAUGUUUUUAAUGAAUUGUCCAUUAAAUGUCCAUCUUCUGUAUUCCUAUUCCACGAUGAAUGGCCACAUUUUGUGAGAGUUUGAGUGCAUUUGAGUUUGAGUGGUGAUGUUUCAUUAACUUACAGUAUUUUCCAUUGAAUGUCCAUCAUCUGCCUUCCUAUUCCACUAUGAAUGACCACAUUUCCAAGAGUUCUCAGAGAGUGGAGUUUAGACGAGUGUAGCCUAGUUGAGUUUGAGUGUAUUGGAGGUUGUGGUAAUGUUUCCCAUUGAAUGUCCAUCUUCUGUCUUCCUAUUCCACCACAUUAUGAGAGUUCUUCUCCGUGACAUGAGAUUAGUUGAGUUUGAGUGUAGAUGAGUUUGAGUGUAUUGGACAGGAGGUUGGGGUAUAAUCUCUGAGAGCAGCCUCUCCAACCAGUGACAGAUAAGGAGUUGUGACGCAGGCCUCAUGACGUUCCUGCCCACCGAUGACGGCCACGACACUGGCCAUGUACGCACAUGGAUGACAUGCCUGGCUGCCAGAUCUGUCAUCUAAUAUUAAUCUGUGAGGCAUGGUGUGUUUUUGUUUGUGAAAUUUUGUCCAUGCAGUUUUCUGAACCAGGGCUUUUCUUGAACCUUCAUGAACUUGUUGAGAUGCUCUUUUGCUACAGUUGGUUUCUUUCAGCGAUUCCAGUUUCACUGUCUGUCGACCGGUCAGUCAUCUUGUUCAAUAUAUAGUCAGAGUGUGGCACUGAAGAGGGCACGGUCUCGUGUGACGGCACGGGUUCGACGGCAGAGAGAGAGGCAGCUCUUCAAGGAGUUGACUGACCUGCUCCCCUUACCGCACCGUCGCACUGGGCCUCACCUGAACAAGGCCUCCAUCAUCAGGCUCACGGUGGGCUACCUCCACGUCAGAGCCCUGCUGGACUCAACUUGCCUAAAGAAAACAGAAACCACAACGAAGUCUUUGGAUGCAGAGAGACCUUCAUUUGGAUCCAUUUAUCCCCCAGCCAUGACAGCCACUGCAGCUGGUUGUGUUGAGGAAGGACUUCUAGACCUAGGCCUAGGGAGAUUUCUUCUGGCCAUUUUCUUUAAUGGACAAGUAAUUUUCACUACAGAGAACGUCAACAAGUACAUAGGCAUAAACCAGAUGGACUUGAUUGGCCGUAGCCUGUUUGACAUCAUGCACCCAUAUGACCAGAAGGAAGUCAAACAAGUUCUCACAAAUUUGGCAGGGAAUGCUGGUCCUCAGAAGUGCAGAAUUUUCUGGAGAACAAGGACCUCACCGAAUCUGAGGCCCAUGAGGGUGCUGCACUGCUCUGGAGUCAAGAGUCCUCUGGUCUCCCUGGCCACCCACUGCCUGCUGUUGCUAUGCCGACCCCUGCCGGUCCACGCCGGUGAGGGCAUUCCAUCCGGCCUUAGCCAGCGAAGCUUCCUUAGCAUCCACAGCCCCGAUCUGACAUUCACCUACUGUGACUCCAGCGUCUGGGAGUUGACUGGUUUCCAAGAUGAUGAACUGUUUGGACAGUCUGUCUACAAGUACUACCAUGCAUCAGACUACCUGAAACUCGUCCAAGCACAUUUCUGCUUGCUGUCAAAGGGACAGAUGACAACUGGGAAGUAUCGCUUUCUCGUAAAGCACGGGGGGUACGCCUGGGCAGAAACAGAGGCAUCUGUGGUGUAUGACGCUCACACCAGACAGCCACAGAAAAUCAUCUGCAUCAAUUACCUCUUAAGUGAUGUGGAGCAGGCGGACGUGGUGUUCUCUCAGGAGCAGCUGGAUGAUUCCCUCGGGCCGUGUGGACUUUGCCCUGAGACGGUUCCCUCUCCUCCUCCUCCUCCUCCUCCUCCUCCGCAGCUCACAGACAGAGCUGCUGGCCACAACACACAAACCCAAGCCAGCGCAUUGCCUCUGCUCUGCAACACCUCAGGCCACAACUGGGGCCCUGGAAGCUCUGCAACAUUACACAGACAUAUCUGCGAGAAAACAUCCAUUUCAUAUGACAUGUGGGACGGAGAUGGAGAUCUGGAUGCUCUGGCCCCUUACAUUGCCAUGGACGAGGAGGAUGCUGUCCUGCUGCCCAGGGUGAGCUACUCGAGGAGGGAAAGGCAGCAGUCGAGUCAGGCCCGCAGCCUUUCUGGGAAUAUCCUGGACGCUCACCACGAGCGCGGAGGGAAACCGCAGCAUGCGUCAGAAUGUGUUUUGUGUUCCGCUGACCCUAUGGCGAUAGACCGCAUGUGCCAGACGCAACCUCAGCCCAACCACACCUCCCGGACACAGACGCACAGGCUCGCACAAAGUGGCCACGCUCCCAAACAAAGAACCAGUGGAGAUCCGUGGCUUGCCUGGAGCGCUCUGAGGGCCAUUGUUGAGCAGGACUACAGCACACCACAGACGCACACCCCACUUUACCCCCAGCCUGACCAGACAGUGAAGAAGACUCCAAUGCAGUCCUCAUGGCACACUCCCAUUCCUAGGAACAGACAAGCACCAGUGUCACACCAGCAUCCUUACCCCACUUGGCAAAGAGACAAAGGGAUUUGGGUUGGCAAUCAAGACUCGUCAUUUUUGCCAUCGUCACUUCAGUGGACGGGCCAACCACAUCCUGGACACACCAAGGGUCAGCUGCAGAACCCUGGCAGGCCCAGGAGCGGUGACAAGGGACAUGGGGACUCUGUGGGCAUGUUUCCAGCGUCUCUGCCUGUACUGAGCCACAGGGAAUGUGAAGUCAACGCUCCCCUCGGCCCUACCUGUUACCUGCUCAAAGGAGCAGAGAUCACCUCUGUGUUGGACCAGGCUGCUACUAGGAUCUCUGUGGGAUUGUGAAAAGGCUGGACUGGGAUCAAAACAAGGCCUGUGCAUUUUUGUGUGUCCACCCAAUUGUGGGCCCGUAUCUUGAAAAAUGCAACAACAAAAAACCCUAUUGCAUCGGCCCCUAAGGACUGUGUCGGCCCACAGGGAAAUGCCUUUGUUUGCCUGAUUACUAGCCCAGGCUAGGACUGUGAUAUUCAGAGGGGUGCUGCAGUUUUAAAAGACAGUAU